UAUGAAAACCUUAACCCUCUUCAAACUUAAAUGAGACCUGCAGCGGUUAAGAAGGAUAUUUACGUAGUAAAAACUUUGUAUGUCUACACAAGUGGAAAUGAACAACGCACGUCCGGUUGGCACGUGCGCUGCUAUAACACCUUGUUAUGCCUCCUGCUGUUCUGGUCUUCUGUUCUUUCAACAGCAUCUGGGGGACAGAUCAUUGAUCCUAACACACUGAUGGAAUCAGCCUUUCCUCCAGCCAGACCUUCGGUUAAUAAUCUCAAUUCAGCCUGUCUUUAUGGAAAUGGUCGUCCCAGAUAUCCUGCCUACUGUUUCCCUCCAUCAGGUUACGCUUACGCUCAACGCGCUGGAAAAGCAAUAAACAGAAUAGAGUCGUGGUUGGGUCAGUGCUGUUAUGGAGGUUUGACCACUGGAAAUGGACAGACCCUUUGCUGUGCGAAACAGGCGUGGGAAACUGCCUUGUCCUAUUUCUGUAUUGAGGAAUAUUCCACUAUGACUUUAGUCCAUGAGUGCUGUGAGAAGAAAGGAGAAGAACGAUGGAACUGCUUUGAAACACGAGCUCCUAACCCUUCCUACCAACCCCUGUGUGGGUACAUUGCUCCCAUGAUACCACCUGACAUGAAUUUCAACUGGGACCCCAAAACCUGCUAAAGGUCUUACUGCCAGAUGUCUUUAUUUAAUUUAGCAACACACAACCUGAUUAAAGUCUGUUAAUCUACUGUGAAUCACAAGAGUCUGAUGUAUCAUUCUUUUCAUGUAAUUUAAUUGUGCUCAUUCUUCUAGAAUAACUGUGUGUCAAUACUUUUAUUUUCACAUGUAUUAUUUUACAAUACUCAUCACAGUUGAAGUUCAAGACAAAGUGCACUGAGUGAAGUCAGUUUAUUUUCAAUAUGGCAAAAGGAUUGAAAGGAUUGUUUGACAUUUGAUUUUUCCUUCGAGAAAAUAAUGGUUGCUUCUAAGUUAUAUAAGAUAUUUCAUGUCACAUUGUUUGCAUGACAGAUGUAUUUGUGGAAAGAUUUUAUGAAUAAAUCACAGAUCAUAAAUACAGCUGACCUUUUGUCUGAUUCGAAGGGUUAUUUAUUUAUUUAUUUAUUUGGGAUGUAGUGUAAAAAUCAUGGGAAUCAGAUUAUGUUACUGCUUUCAAAGGGGAAAAAAACAUUUUCUAUAAAUGUUCUUUUGUUAAGGUUAGAGUUUCAGCAUCUUGACACAUGAAUCAGUGACAUUCAACAAUAAUUGUAGGGUAAAGACACUGGCACGAUCAUGGUUAGUAAU
Messenger RNA from Carassius auratus (goldfish), 1275 nucleotides. Its product is annotated as extracellular matrix protein 1-like. NCBI's taxonomy places the organism in Eukaryota, Metazoa, Chordata, Actinopteri, Cypriniformes, Cyprinidae. Gene Ontology annotation, biological process: signal transduction; regulation of bone mineralization. The transcript has 3 exons. The record is from RefSeq and is a predicted model, not a curated record. Gene Ontology annotation, cellular component: extracellular region. Bases 31 to 654 code for a protein of 207 amino acids.